Molecule: messenger RNA, 1713 nt
Organism: Eremomyces bilateralis CBS 781.70
Lineage: Eukaryota; Fungi; Ascomycota; Dothideomycetes; Eremomycetales; Eremomycetaceae
Exons: 4
Coding region: 1-1713 (570 amino acids)
Biological process (GO): intracellular transport
Cellular component (GO): cytoplasm; nuclear pore
Molecular function (GO): GTPase activator activity
Source: RefSeq, a predicted model, not a curated record
AUGACCCGAUCAACUACGCGGCGAAAGUCCCCUCAACCAUCGAAAGACGGGAAAACGCCGGAUCAGCCAUCCCCAUCUCGCGAAGGUGCGUCCACGCCGGAGAAUGCGAGCGAUGCGGACAGCAGUGGGGAGAAGCCGGUCCGGAAACAGCUGAAGGAGACAUCGAUAGAAGGACAACCCAACAUCACAGGAGAAAACAGUGACCAUGAUAUUCCCGACGCACCCGAGGACUCAACCAAAGCCGCCACCGCUGGAGAAGGAAGCACUUCGCGAGGGCGACUCCAGCGGAAGCGAAGCAUCGAAGAAGUGGAUGGGAAAGAUGCGGAUCAGACGAAGCCCGAGAAACAUGUGAGGAAGCGUUCUCGCGAUAACGAAAAGGAUGAAGGCGAGCAUGCCACCAGCAACGCAAAAACAGGUGAAGCAACGAAUGGUCGACCGUUGACACCAAGUGCUAUGGAUCUGCCGUCCUCUGAGGACGAUGCGACCAAUCCUCUGGCGAGUCCCAAAAACAAGCGUAAUCGGGAUGAAUACCUCAAAGGCCAAGCCCAGAAAGGGGAGACCGAUGCAGGGAAGGCCUCGUCCCUGAAGCCGGGCAGUGAGAAGCGAGCCGACGCAUCCACCCCCGAAGGGCGGCAGGCGAAAAGACAGCGCGAUCGCGAUGAUUCGGCGACCAUCGCGAAGGCCAAUACGGAAACAAAGGCCAUUGCUGAUGAGAAAGAAACCCAGCAACCGAAACAAAGUCCUGAGAAGAAGCUCCCAGCUUCAGGUGGUUUCGCCAACUACGCCGCCGCAUCUCCCUUCGCAACUCUGUCCCCCGAGAAGAAGCCCGCACCCAAAACAUCAUCCAGCGCAUUCGCUUCCUCUGGCUUCGGUAAACUCGCAAGCUCUGAGAGUUCCCCCUUUGGCGCGCUGGGCGGCAACACAUCCAAGUCCCCCAGCCCCUUCGGUAGCAUGAUCCCACCGUCCUCCAACACCGCUACGACCACCAGUUUCGCAACGAGCCAAGGGGACAAGUCGCCGUUCGGCGCGCUCGGUGGAGCGGGGUCCUCCAAGCUUGGAGGUUUUGGGAACAGCGGGUUCAGCAGUGGAUUCGCGUCGUUGUCCAAAGGUCCGGGGUUAAGUAGUUUUGCUGGGAGCAGCAGCACGGGAGGAAUUGUCGGGUUGAGCGCCAAGCCUGCGAAGCCGUUCGGUACGGCUGUGGACGAGGAUGAAGACGAUGAGGAUGAAGGCAGCGGGGAGGACGAGAAGGAGGAAGCCGCUCCCCCAAAGGAUACGGAUGAAGGGAAGAAAGAUAAGCGGUUCUUUGAGCGCACGGUGGAAACUGGGGAGGAGACUGAGACUACAGAAUUCACGAGCAGGGCCAAGUUGUUCGCUUUCCACAAAGACGCAAAUGGCGGAGGGGCUUGGAAAGAACGGGGAACGGGAAACCUCAAGCUCAAUACUGCCGAGGGGGAUGGCAAAUCCGAGGGCAGAAAGGCACGCCUGCUUCUAAGGGUCGACGGAACCCAUAACUUGGUGCUUAAUACCCCGAUCAUCAAGGAGCUCAAGUUCCACGGCGUCAACAGCGACAAACCGAAGGACGGACGGGUCAUUUUCUCAACCUUUGUGAAAGGCGAAAAGGGCGUUGAACCCGUGCUGAUGCAAUUACGGCUCAAGCCGCAAAAUGCGGAGGAUCUGUGGGAGCUGGUUCAGGACCUGAAGGCUCAGAUGUAA